GAGACGGAGAGCCCCAUUGUGGAUGAUUGGGGGUUUUAUCAGAUUGCAAAUAGAUUAGAUUCACCAUGGUCAAUCACUGGAAAUGUUAAUUUUUGUACAGAUGAUCAAUGUGGUUCGACAGCAUAUUCACUAUCAGGUUAUUAUUAUGCAGAUUUCACAUAUGACACAGGAAAUUCAAAUCAAGAGCAAGUCAGUACAUUAACACAAAUUAUACAGCUACCACCACUCGAUCAAAGUCUUCAAUAUACAUUAGAAUAUUUUUUAAGUUCACAAUUUGAAACUAAUAUUAGUCCCCAAAUGACACUUUAUAUUAAUAAUGCACCAUAUUCAAGCUAUAAUGGUAAUCUAUUAUUGGGUGAUUUAGAGCAUGUAGUAUUAGAUAAAUCUAUUGAUUUGUUAGGUCCAUUAAAUAUUACUUUUGUAGCAAGAUAUAUCACAUCUGGUACAGUUAUACCAAAUCCCACAUCGAGUAAUGGUUUUAAAAUUGCAUCAGUUAUCAUCAGAAAACCACAAAUGACAGAUUUAAGUGAUGUACUUUAUGUAGAUGUAGUAAACGGUUCAGAUAAAAAAAAUAAUGGUACACAAGAGUUCCCAUUUUCAACCGUUCAACAGGCUUUAGCAAAUAUUGAAAAUAAUGGUACAAUUUUUUUAGCAAGUGGUACUUAUUGUAAUUUGGCCGCUUAUUUACCGAUUUCAAAAUCUGUCAUUAUAAAAUCACUAAGUAAUGAUCCAGCUUCAACAAUUAUUUCUGGUGAAUAUAGAUUAAGUUUAUUAAAGGCAUCUUAUUCAAACAAUAAUAAUGACCUUCUUUUAAAUCAGCAAAAUAGAAAAAAUCAAGAUUAUUAUUUUAAUGAAAAUGAUGUUUUAAAUGAUCCAUUUUUUGAUGACACUUCAUCAUCUUCCUCAUCAUCUUCAUCAUCAUCUUCAUCAUCAUCUUCAUCUUCCUCUUCCUCUUCCUCUUCCUCCUCUUCCUCAUCAUCCCAGGAAUCAUCAUCUAGUUCUUAUGGUCCAGAGCCUGUUGAUACUUUAACACUCUAUGUUUCAGGAAUAACAUUUGGUUGGGCUUAUUCCUCACAAAACUCACCAGGUGGAUCAGCUUUAUUUAUUGAGGGUAAUAUUUUAGCUAAAUUUGCUGAUUGUGUUUUUACAUCAUGCACAGAUAAUCAAAAUAGAGGCAGCAUUUCAGCAAGAGGUAGUGCUGUUUUAUACCUUUUCAAAUCAACAGUAUCCAACUGCUCAAAUUCACUAAGUUCUUCAAGUCCAUCUUAUGGACCAGCUAUUUCUAUGUUAGGUUUUGGUGGUUUACCCACUUUAGCUAUUACCCAAUGCAAUUUGUUAAUGAAUCAAUAUAAUAUUUUAGUUGAUGAAACUCUUUAUUUCUUAAUGAAGGAUUCUAAUGUUGUUGGUAAUUACUCAGAUUCUCAAAGUUUAUGUUCAAUUAUGCUUUCAAGAUCCUCUCAAUCAAAUAUCAACAAUUGUAACAUAUCAAAUAUUAAUAUUGGUGCUCUUUGUAUUAUCUCAAGUGAUACAAAAAUUACUCAUUCAAAUUUCUUUGAAAAUAGUUUAAAAAACGGUCCUGGAGGAAAUAUUUAUAUUAGUCAAGGCUCAGUCGUAGAGAUUGAUUCAGUUAAUAUUUACAAUUCAGAUAGUAAUAUUGGAGCGGCCAUUUUUGCAAUGGAACUCAGUAAUGUCGAAAUCUCAAAUACUACAAUUUAUAAUAUUUCGUCAAAUUCUUUAAUCUCAUCGUCUGAUAGUACACUAACAUUACUUUCAUCCACCAUCGAAAAUACUGACAACCAAUACACUAUUUAUUUAUUUUUUGGUAGCUUUUCUGUUGCAGAAUCAACUAUCUCUUCUUCAAAUGGAUCUUUUUAUGCCACCCAAACUACAAUCAAUAUCAAUAAUACAGUAUUUUAUGACAUUUAUACUAGCAGUCAUGUGUUCCAAGAUUGUACUGUAGAUAUUAGAACUUCAAAUUUCUCGCAACAAAAUGGAUUUUUCUAUUCUUCAUUCUCCAAAAUCGGAAUUUCAGAUUCAAAUAUAGAGUAUUCAAAAACUCCAUUCAUUAUGAUCAGUCCUUUGUCUAAUGUUACCAUUGAAAAUACUAAUUUCAAUGGCAAUCUUGAUACAGUUAUAAAUCUUUUAAGUCAGUCUAAUUUGACCGUUAUUCAAUCACAGUUUACAAAUAAUUCAAAUAGUGUUUUAAUGCAAUACGAAGGUUCCCAAUCUAUUUUUUUCGAUGUACUUUUCUCUGAUAACUCAUCACCUGAGAGUUCUGGUUGCAUCUUUACAUACUCUCAGGUUUCUCUUAUCAACUGUAAAGCUACUGGAAAUAAAGGAAAACAAGGAGGUGUUAUUUCAUCAACUAACGGUGCUUUAAUUUCUAUUGAAGGAGGUAGUUAUGUAUCAAAUUCAGCAGUAGGUGGAGGUGGUGUUAUAUUUUAUAAUGGUAAUAAACCUUAUAUCAGUAACAAUACAAUUUUUUCACAAAAUACCGCAGCAUAUGGUCCAAACAAUGCAACAAAUCCAAGUCAACUUAUUUUAGAUCAACCCUUCCCAUCCUCAUUCCAAUCUGGUGUCACCAAAUAUAACGGUACAGUUUCAAUUUUAGAUUCUCUUGAUCAAGUUAUCAGUGGUAUUAGUGUUAAGAUUUUCCUUCAAAUCGCAGGUAAUACAAUUGAUAGUGUUCCAACUGAUACUGGUAUUGCUCGAUUUAAUCAAACUACUUUAUCUGGGCCAAUAGGUUCAAAUGUUAGUGUAGAGUUCCUUAGUAAUAAUCCAAGUUUACCAAUUUACCCAGCAAAUAGUUCAGUUAAUAGUUGCCAACCAGGUCAAAUCCCAUCAUCUACUAAAAUGGAUUGUAUUGAUUGCCGUUCAGGUUCAUAUGGUUAUGAUGGCAUUAAUUGUUAUCAAUGUCCACAAAAUGCUCUUUGUCCAGGAGGUUCAGUUGUUAAAACUGAAGCAGGCUAUUGGUAUGAUAAUUCAAACCCACCAUAUGUUAUUCUUCCAUGUCCAAAUGAAAACUGUUUGGGUGAUUUAAAUAAUUGCUCUGCUCAUAGCAAAGGUCCUCUAUGUGCUCAAUGCGAUCCUGGCUAUUAUGAUUGGGGUGAUGGCUGCAAGAAAUGUGAUAAAAUUAGUCCAAUUGUUUAUGUUGCAAUUGUAUUGGGUUCUAUUGGUAUGAUUAUUUUGGUUCAAAGUUCAGAUUCCGAAUCAGGUUUUAUGACAAUUAUCGUUUAUUUUGGCCAAACUUUAAUGGUGCUUUCAAGUGGUGUCAAAUUUAGUUUCCUUUCUUUAUUAAAUCUUCAAUUCCAACCAACAUCAUCAUCUGGUUCAAGUAUUUUUGGUUUUUGCCCAGGUCCAUUCGAUUAUUACCAACAACAUUAUUUCACUUUAUUAGCAGCUCCAUGGUUAAUGUUUGUUUUGUUAAUAUCAAGUGUUUUGUUUUAUUUAGUCUAUCGUUAUAAAUUAAUUCAUAGAAUCAAAAGUAAAAUUAAUAAUAGCAGCGGAGAUGACAACGAUAAUAAUCAAUCAAUUAGAAAUUAUUCAAUCAUUACUACAGAAGGAGUUAAAGCUGAAAUCGUUAAAAAGAGUGACGAAAGAGAUAGGCUUUUAAGUGAAAGAAGUAUGACAGAUGAAGAUAAUGACGAAACUACCAAUGGGGAUGAAUAUAGUAUUAUAAACGAUGACAUAAGUCUUCCAGGUUAUGAAAUUAUUGCAGGUUCAAAGAAUACCAGUUUAUCAAAAUCAAUUGUUGAACCAUAUUCACUCAGUGACCAAUCAAUGAAUUCAUCCACUACAGUUUUAGAAAACUCAACUAUUUCAAUACCAUCAAAUCAAACAUUCCUUAGCCAACAAUAUGGUGCUCUUAUCAAGCUAUUACUCAAUAUUUAUACCCCAAUUGGUAAAGCAACAUUCGAAAUUUUCUUUUGUGAACAUAUUGGAGAAUACGUCUUGUUGAUUGCCAAUAAUGCAGUUAGCUGUUUAACAGGUGAAUAUAAAACCAGUCUAUAUGUUAGCUAUGCUUUAUUAGUUGUCAUCAUAGGGUUCCCAUCGAUUCUUUUCGUUUUAUUGUUCAUGAAUCGUAACAGUUUCAACGAUCCACAUACUCAAAGAACCUAUGGUGUUUUCAUUCUCAAAUAUAAAAGCAAGUUCUAUUUUUGGGAUGUAAUUUUACUACUUAGAAGAUUGUUAAUUAUUUUAAUGUCAACUAUGGAUCCAGCUGCUCCACAAAGAUCCUUCCUUUUGGUCGUAGUAAGUUUGGUCUCUGUAUUAUUACAAUUAAGAUAUCAACCAUUCAAGCGUAUCUCUGAUAAUAGAUUAGAGUUAACAUCUCUCUCUCUAUUAUUUAUUUGCUGUGUCUACUUGGAUAAUAUCGUAUACACAAAUAUAGAACAAUAUAUUGUAAUUCCCAGUGGUUUGGUAUUUUUGCUUCACACCAUUUAUAUUUUAUAUUCAAAUUAUAGAUUCCAAAUUAAAGAUACAUUAAAUCAUUACCUAUACAUUCUCUCAAGAGGUAGAUUUGGAAGAAAAAAUCCAAAUAAUACUUUAUUUGGUACAUCAUCUUAUUUCCUUUAUAAUCAAGAUCAUUUAAAUAACGAUGACGAUUUCUCUCAUAAAAUAAUAGUUAAAAAAAAUAAAAAAUUAAAUCAACAAAAUAAUAAUAAUAAUAAUGAUAAUAAUAAUAAUAAUAAUAAUAAUGAUAAUAGUAAUAAUAAUGAAAUUUUACCAAUAAUAGAAAACACCAAUAAUAAUAAUAUUAAAGAAUUAGAUAAUUAUGAUGAUAGUGAUUAUGAUUAUGAUUACGAUACUAGCCAAAGUGAAGAAGAGGAUAAUAAUAAUGGUGAAACAACCAGUUUACUUUCAAAUAAUACCAAUAACAAUAAUAAUACUGUAUAA
Messenger RNA from Dictyostelium purpureum, 4896 nucleotides. RefSeq lists its product as uncharacterized. The record is from RefSeq and is a predicted model, not a curated record. The annotation marks the transcript as partial. The transcript has 2 exons. Lineage: Eukaryota; Evosea; Eumycetozoa; Dictyosteliales; Dictyosteliaceae.